AUGGGCAUUCCAGAGAUAUUCGGCGGAACUCUUUGCGGUACUUGGCGGGACUCUGACUUUUUGCGGGAUGUUCGCGGCGUGGGCACUCCAGGAUACUCGGCGGGACCUCUUUGGAUGGCAUUCCAAGAAUACUCGGUGCAAAGUGCGGAUGUGGUGAGCUAUGACCGCUUUUGCCUGUAUACCUGCAAGCCCCUCUUGACAGAUGAGAUAAAGCCAGUUGUGGACUGCGCACAUCUGAACAGCGAUGAGAUAACGGAGUUGGCGCAGAGCCCAUCCUCCAAUGGAAGGGAGAUUGUGUACGAGGCGCAUCCCUUGACGCGAGUGCAGCCAAUCUCGCGGUUCGUCCAGCUGCCCGAGGUGGGGCGACUCAACAUCGCACUCAACAAAUAG
Messenger RNA from Symbiodinium natans, 390 nucleotides. The record is from the annotation of a GenBank genome assembly. Lineage: Eukaryota; Dinophyceae; Suessiales; Symbiodiniaceae.